Messenger RNA from Hevea brasiliensis (rubber tree), 1758 nucleotides. RefSeq names its product pentatricopeptide repeat-containing protein At3g22670, mitochondrial. Gene Ontology annotation, molecular function: protein binding. The transcript has a single exon. The record is from RefSeq and is a predicted model, not a curated record. NCBI's taxonomy places the organism in Eukaryota, Viridiplantae, Streptophyta, Magnoliopsida, Malpighiales, Euphorbiaceae. Bases 1 to 1644 code for a protein of 547 amino acids.
AUGCCACCAAAACAGCAAAUUCACAAGCUUUGUCAAAUAUUUUCCUCCUCCAAAACUCCCCAAACAAAUUCCUUAUUACCUAAGCCUCUUCGGACAUCCCUCACCCCUGCCUCUUCUGAUACGGCCGAGUCACCUGAUCUCCCAACUUGGCUCCGUCACAAAGAAAACUCAGAAUUCACCGAUCACAAUGAUGACGAUUUUAUUAUUCCUACAGUAGCCGAAUGGACUAAGAAUGACAACGUUGGAAACGUCAAUCAGGUAGGCGGUCACUUGCUGUUUGAAACUGAUGUUAGUGAUGUCGAUAAAGUUGGUGAAAUCCUACAGAAACACUACCCAUCAACGGAUAGUGUUGUUCAAGCGUUGAAUGGAUGCGGUGUUAAUGCCACAAACGCUUUGAUUUCACAGCUUUUGAAGAGGUUUAGCAAUGAUUGGGUUCCCGCUUUUGGGGUGUUCAUUUGGGCAAAAAAUCAAACAGGUUAUAUACAUACAUUGGAGAUAUAUGAUUCCAUGGUUGAUGUCUUAGGGAAGCGCAAGAAGUUCUGUCUUAUGUGGGGAUUGGUUAAGGAAAUGGAGUUAAAAGGGUAUAUUUCGUUGGUUACAAUGAGCAAGGUGAUGAGGCGGCUUGCUAGAGCUGGCCAGUAUGAAGAUGCUAUUGAGGCAUUUAGAGGAAUGGAAAAUUUUGGUGUAAGUAAAGACAUAGAAGCAUUGAAUACACUAAUGGAUGCAUUGGUUAAGGAGGGAAGUGUUGAGCAUGCUCAUAGUGUGUUUAUGGAGUUUAAGGAUUGUAUGCCUGCAGACCCUCGUAGUUUCAAUAUUUUGAUACAUGGGUAUUGCAAAGCAAGAAAAUUAGAUGAUGCAAGAAAGAUUAUGGAUGAAAUGGAGAAACAUGGGUUUCAACCUAACGUUGUUUCAUACUCCUGUUUCAUUGAAUCAUAUUGUAAAUCGAAAGAUUUUCGAAAUGCCGAUGCAACUUUAGAUGAGAUGCAAGAAAAGGGUUGCAAGCCUAACGUGAUUACAUAUACCAUUAUCAUGCUUGCUUUGGGGAAAGCAAAGCAAGUAAAUGAAGCCUUGGAGGUUUAUGAUAAAAUGAAAAGAAAUGAAUGUGUGCCUGAUUCUUCAUUUUAUAGCUCUUUGAUUUAUAUCUUAAGUCAGUCUGGAAGACUGAAGGACGCUUGGGAUGUUUUUGAGGAUAUGGAAAAGCAAGGAAUUCGUCGGGAUUUGUUGACUUAUAAAACCAUGAUCACAUCUGCUUUUAAUCAUUCGCAAGAAGAGAAUGCAUUGAAGUUGCUUCAAAGAAUGGAAGAAGAUUCAUGCAAACCAGAUAUACAGACAUAUGCACCUUUACUGAAGAUGUGCUGCAAGAAGAAGAGAAUGAAGGUACUCAAGUUUUUGUUGAAUCACAUGUUUAAGAACAAUGUCAGUAUCGAUCUUGGUACAUAUACUCUUCUGGUGCGUGGACUUUGUAAGAAUGGGAAGCUUGAACAUGCUUGCUUCUUCUUUAAAGAAACAGUAUUGAAGGGAAUGAUUCCUGAAGAUGGCACAUACAAGAUGUUGCUGGAGGAACUUGAGAAAAAUGACACGACCGAAGCCAAGGAAAAGAUUCAGAAAUUGAUGUUACGGGCUAAAGGGCAAAAUCCAAUUUAGUCUAGGCUUAAACGAUGUCCGUUAAGAUUGGCCUAGCAGUCGACAAAACCUAAACCUUUGUGUGUUUUUAUAAUUUUGUUUAAUUGAUUCUAGCAAUUUAUUCUGAUUUUAAAA